This is a messenger RNA of Vidua chalybeata, 3351 nucleotides long. It is a transcript of the gene GDF9, whose product is annotated as growth differentiation factor 9. The record is from RefSeq and is a predicted model, not a curated record. Gene Ontology annotation, biological process: SMAD protein signal transduction; BMP signaling pathway. Gene Ontology annotation, cellular component: extracellular region. The coding region runs from base 147 to 1511 and encodes 454 amino acids. NCBI's taxonomy places the organism in Eukaryota, Metazoa, Chordata, Aves, Passeriformes, Viduidae. Gene Ontology annotation, molecular function: growth factor activity; cytokine activity. The transcript is spliced from 2 exons.
UCCUAAUCAGAAGGAAACCUCCCUCACAUUCCACAGCUGCAACCUAUAUAAGGGAUGGGGCUCAGGCACACUUGUUUUUCCUCGAAUACUUGAGGGGAGGUAAUUUUUUUUUUUUUUUUUUCUUUCCACCCGCAGCCCUCAAGAGCAUGGAGAGCACUUGGAGGAUUUGCGUUUGUUUGUACUGCUGCUUGCCCUGGCUCUCUGCUGGCACCCAGUGCUCGCCCCGCUCCAGGGGCCGGGGGGGCUCUGCGGAGGCCCCUGGGUUUUUGGCAGCCCCUGAGGAUGCUGCCAGCCAGCUCAGCGCGGGGCUGCAGCUGCCCCAAGGCGAGGCACCGGCCCAUGCCCUCCUGCCCCCGCUGCUCAAGGUGCUGCACGACCGCGGCCCCCGGGGCUGGCACAGCGAGGCGCCGCAGCUGCAGCCGGACUCCAGGGCCCUUCGGUACAUGAAGAGGCUGUACAGGAUGUCUGCCACCAGGGACGGCAUCCCCAAGGCGCAGCGAGGCCGCCUCUAUAACACGGUGCGGCUCUUCACCCCGUGCUGGGAGUGCGAGCACAGCCCCGCGCACCUGGGGAAAGGAGAUGUUCACUCGGUGGAUUUACUCUUCAACUUGGAUCGUGUUACUGCUCUGGAGCACUUACUCAAAUCUGUCUUGCUCUAUUCCUUUGACACAUCUGUUCCCGUUUCCUCUUCCAUUACCUGCAUAUGCCAUUUAUCCCUUAAGGAACAUGAUUUUUCCAGCCAAGUCUGUCCCAGCAUUUCCCACUCUCUAGCUUUUAGCCUGCACUUUGACGUUAGGAAACGCAAAUGGGUGGAGAUGGAUGUGACUUCUUUCCUCCAGCCUCUGAUUGCUAUGAACAGGAGGAACGUCCAUAUGGCUCUGAACUUCACGUGUCUCAUGGGUGACCCACAAGGGAGCACGAAACUGGGAAACGCUGUUAAUGUGACACUGGUUCCCCCUUCCCUUCUGCUGUAUCUGAAUGACACCAGCGAGCAAGCUUAUCACCGGGGCAGCUCACUGGGGCACGGGAGGCAAAGCAGCAGCCCGCUUGUGGAUCCCCCAAAGGGUGACAAAGCACAAGGCAAUCCCCAGGGUAAAAGGGCCUCUCGCCAGCGAAGGAACGAGAAUCCCAAAGCGGCCCCAGCCGCCUCAGCUCGUAACCUGAGCGAGCACCUGAAGCAGUUUGUGUUCCCUCAGCACGAGUGCGAGCUGCACAACUUCCGCCUGAGCUUCAGCCAGCUGCGGUGGGACCGCUGGAUCAUCGCCCCGCACCGCUACAGCCCCCAGUUCUGCCGGGGCGACUGUCCCCGCGCCCUGGGCCACCGCUACGGCUCCCCGGUGCACACCAUGGUGCAGACCCUCAUCUACGAGCGGCUGGACCCCUCGGUGCCCAGGCCCUCGUGCGUGCCGGCCGCCUACAGCCCGCUCAGCGUGCUGACCAUCGAGCCCGACGGCUCCAUCGUCUACAAGGAGUACGAGGACAUGAUCGCCACCAAGUGCACCUGCCGCUAGCGGGACUGGGCUGUGGGCAGGGUUUGCACUCCCAAACGCAGAUCUUCGCUUUGCAUUCUCGAGGUGCUGUAGCUAAAGGUCCACUGAGAGGCGUCGCCGGAGCUCCGGGAGCUGGGAGUUGGCAAAAGGGGCUUCACAUCAGAGCACCGGUUUUUGUACUCACUCAGCCUUUCUAGAAUGUGCAAUUAAAUGUAAAUAGCGUCUUUUUAUCGGGAGAAUUUUGCAUUUAAAAUGGGGGAAAGGUUUCAACUACUAAUUGUCUAUUUUUAAGCUGCUUUAUUACGGAUUUAAAAAAAAAAGAGAAAUAAAUGGCUAUCACGCAUACCCUGACAUGCAGUGCCUGCUACUCUGCCUCUACAGAAACCUUGUGUGUGGCAUCUCCAGCAUUGACUAGGAAGGGGAGAAAGUCUUUAAUGUUGGAAUUAUCUCCUCAGUUUUUCAUUCUCUUUCCCCUACCACAUUCCAGCUCUUCCAAGCAGGGUGACAAAACCCUUCCUCACAGUUCUAGAAAGAGUUAACAGGUUGUUUUUUGCUUUUCUUCUGUUGCACUCUUUGGGCUUUCUCAGCUAAAAGAAGGGUCAGAAUUGAAGGGUAAGAAUUUAAGGGCAGCUGUGGGUAAUUUGUGAGCACUUAAAUCAAAGCACUAUUUUGGUAAAAAUUGGCAUCAGGUGAUGCUUUCUUUGAUUCAAGAACAAGGAACAGCUGUCCACGGGGUGAGGGCAGAGGAUUGUCCACUAGAGCCACACUGACACUGGCUUCUGAAGCAGGAAGAUUUGUUUAAAAAGCUUAAUCCCCCAAAAUGGCUUCUAAAAGCCUUAAAGGUGUUGAUGAAAAUGCUGUUCAGUGGGUUUAAUAUUCUGGAAGGUGGGGCCACAGCUUUGUUUCCUCUCACAAUGAAACUGUAGGUAACAAGGGCCUCAACUCUAGAUGCUUUCACACCAAAUUUUUACUGUGAUUGAUUUAUUAUGAUUUAUUUUCUCCUCCUGGACUUGGGGCUCAUACACAAAACCUCUCAGCUUUAGUGGGGAUUUUUCUUGUUUGCUUGUUAAUUAAAGGCUGUGGAGCAGCACUACCUUGUAAAACUUGUUCAGAACAUCCUUUAACGUUGACUUGCUAAUGGAUUAAUAAAUAAAUGCUGUAACUUUCUGCACUCAGCCACCCAACCAGCCCCUACCUGAGAUCCUGAGCAAUUCCAGAGGCUGGGAAUUCAGCCUGGCAGGGCAGGGACUGCUGAGUGGUGUCACUGAUGGUUCAAGUGGUCACUGAACCCACGGAUGGGUGGGGUGUCUGGAGAGCUCCUGGAGCACAAAUGUGCCUGAAAAGUGAGGCUCCUGCUCCAGGCUUCAGUCUCUGACUGCUGAAAUCAAAGUGGUUGACACCAAAAGCUCAAAACGGAAUCCUGGUGUCACGUAAAACCAUCCUGGUGCCAGCACUGUGGGUGGUUGGGUCAGCUUGGAUUGUAUCACUCCUGCUCUUCCCUUCAAACUCUGGGGAUUUGGCUCACCUGCCAGAAAAGAAAAUAAAUGGAACUGUUUCCUGAGACAAAUCCUUCUAAUUAUGGUGAAAUGUCUAAUGUAGUCCAAUAAUCCUAAUAUAUUCUCAUAUUCCAUCAAUGGGUAACAUCUUUAAUAUAGCAUAAUAAUUCCAGUAGUAAUAUAUUAAAUAUGUGUAAUAUAGUGUAAUAAUACCAAUAAUGUUGAACCUAUCUAAUAUAUUCUAAUAAUAAUUCCAAGAAUGUUGAACAUAUUCAAACAAAUCUAAUAUAUUGUAAUAUGAGUUUAAAUAAUGCCAAAUAUGUCUAAUAUAGCAUAAUGAUACAAAUAAAGUUGAAAAUGUCUAA